UCCUCCUCUUCCUCCGCUAAAACCCUAAACCCUAAAGGAGAACCACCAGCUCCGCCCCACGAAGCUCCCCCCCCCCAUCCCCUCCAUUUCCGCCGUCUUCUGGCUCACGGGAUGGCCGCCGCGGCUCUUCUCCGCUCCGCCCUGCGCCGUCGCGACGUCGCUUCCGCUUCUUUCUCCGCCUACAGAUCCCUGACUGGCCAUGCCAAAUCAUCGUGGACCGGCUGCAAUACGGGUCAGAAUUGGGCAAGUUUCUGCAGAGCAUUCAGUUCAAAGCCGGCAGGGAGCGAUGUCAUUGGUAUUGACUUGGGUACAACCAACUCAUGUGUUGCAGUCAUGGAGGGAAAGAAUCCCAAGGUGAUUGAAAAUGCUGAAGGUGCGAGGACCACACCAUCGGUAGUUGCUUUCAACCAGAAAGGAGAGUUGCUCGUAGGAACUCCGGCCAAACGUCAAGCUGUCACCAAUCCAGCAAACACUGUUUUCGGUACCAAAAGGUUGAUUGGAAGGCGUUUUGAUGAUGCCCAGACCCAGAAAGAAAUGAAGAUGGUUCCCUUCAAGAUUGUGAAGGCUCCCAAUGGAGAUGCAUGGGUUGAAGCAAAUGGACAACAGUAUUCCCCAAGUCAGAUUGGUGCUUUUGUUCUAACAAAGAUGAAAGAAACAGCUGAGGCUUACUUGGGGAAGACAGUGGCGAAAGCUGUGAUUACGGUUCCAGCGUACUUCAAUGAUGCCCAGAGACAGGCAACCAAAGAUGCUGGCAGAAUUGCAGGUCUUGACGUGCAGAGAAUCAUUAACGAGCCAACUGCAGCUGCACUUUCUUAUGGAAUGAACAACAAGGAGGGGCUUAUAGCUGUUUUCGAUCUUGGGGGUGGAACCUUUGAUGUUUCCAUUUUGGAGAUAUCCAAUGGAGUUUUUGAGGUGAAAGCUACAAAUGGUGACACAUUCUUGGGUGGAGAAGAUUUUGACAAUGCAUUGCUGGACUUCUUGGUUAGCGAGUUCAAGAGAACUGAAGGAAUAGAUCUUGCCAAGGAUAGACUUGCCUUGCAGAGGCUCCGGGAGGCUGCCGAGAAAGCUAAAAUUGAGCUUUCAUCGACUUCGCAGACUGAAAUCAACUUGCCGUUUAUCACAGCUGAUGCUUCUGGUGCUAAGCAUUUGAAUAUUACUCUCACUAGAUCAAAGUUUGAGAGUUUGGUGAGCCACCUGAUUGAAAGAACUAAGAACCCAUGUAAGAAUUGUUUGAAGGAUGCUGGCAUAUCCACCAAAGAGGUCGAUGAAGUUCUUCUGGUUGGUGGAAUGACCCGUGUUCCCAAAGUACAGGAGAUUGUUUCUGAAAUUUUUGGAAAGAGCCCAAGCAAAGGAGUCAAUCCUGAUGAAGCUGUUGCAUUAGGGGCAGCAAUCCAAGGCGGUAUCCUUCGCGGUGAUGUUAAAGAGUUGCUUCUUCUAGAUGUUACUCCUUUGUCGCUUGGUAUUGAGACAUUGGGUGGUAUUUUCACGAGGCUCAUAAACCGGAAUACAACUAUUCCCACCAAAAAGAGUCAGGUGUUCUCCACGGCAGCAGACAAUCAGACGCAAGUCGGUAUCAAGGUUCUUCAAGGUGAACGUGAAAUGGCAACAGACAACAAGCUUCUCGGGGAAUUUGAGCUCAUGGGCAUUCCACCUGCUCCUAGAGGCAUGCCUCAGAUUGAAGUCACAUUUGAUAUUGAUGCCAACGGUAUCGUGACUGUUUCUGCCAAAGACAAAACCACUGGGAAAGAGCAACAGAUCACCAUCCGUUCAUCGGGUGGCCUGUCAGAGGAUGAGAUUGAGAAGAUGGUUAGGGAAGCAGAGUUGCAUGCUCAGCGUGAUCAGGAGAGAAAAGCUCUGAUAGACAUCAGGAACAGCGCGGAUACUACCAUCUACAGCAUAGAGAAGAGCUUGGGUGAGUAUAGGGAGAAAAUCCCUGCCGAAGUUGCAAAGGAGAUUGAGGAUGCCGUUGCAGAUUUGAGGAAAGCCAUGGAAGGUGAUAACGUUGACGAAAUCAAGUCGAAGCUCGAUGCUGCCAACAAGGCCGUCUCUAAGAUUGGACAGCACAUGACCGGUGGCGAUUCAGAUGGUGGAUCAGCAGCCGGAGGUCCUCAGGGUGGUGAGCAGGCUCCCGAGGCCGAAUACGAGGAGGUCAAGAAGUGAAAUCUCUUUUAAAACUUAAUUUCCUUCUCUUUUUGAGGAAGUGAUUUUCUAUUGAGGGUAUUGUAUCUAAAUGUUGGAGGAAAGCUUAGGAAAUUUUGGACUGGUGACAUUAGAAAUAACUACCACCACAUCCGCACUUUAUUGUUCUGCAGAAAGUGAAUGUCAUUCAAUUCUUAUUCCCUGUUGUA
This is a messenger RNA of Syzygium oleosum, 2348 nucleotides long. RefSeq names its product heat shock 70 kDa protein, mitochondrial. The transcript is spliced from 6 exons. The coding region runs from base 112 to 2160 and encodes 682 amino acids. The record is from RefSeq and is a predicted model, not a curated record. Gene Ontology annotation, molecular function: misfolded protein binding; ATP hydrolysis activity; ATP binding. Lineage: Eukaryota; Viridiplantae; Streptophyta; Magnoliopsida; Myrtales; Myrtaceae. Gene Ontology annotation, biological process: cellular response to unfolded protein; protein refolding. Gene Ontology annotation, cellular component: mitochondrion; cytoplasm.